AUGCCGGGCGAGGCGGUGACCCUGCAGCUCGGGCACUACGCGGGCUGCGUGGGCGCACACUGGUGGGGGCUGCAGGUCGCCGCGCUGCGCGGCCCUACCGAGCUCCGCCCCAGCACGCUGCUCCGCGCCGAGCGGGAGCCGGGCGGGCGGGAGACGCACACCCCGCGCCUGGUGGCGCUGGAGCUGAAAGGCGGCGUGGGCGCGCUGAGGCUCAGCGGUGCGGACGCCGAGGCGCCGGUAACCUGGGAUGGGGAAGUCGCCACCUACCUGGACUGCGACUCGGUCGGGAGCUCCGCGUCGCCGGACGCCGGGAGCAGGACGGUGAGGGCGGGCGAGGUGGCGCCGCGGGGGAACCGGGUCCCGGAGGCCGCCAGGGUGUUUGCGGCUUCCCCGCAGGUUCUCUCGGCCUUUGCUGGGACCUCCUGCCCGGGAGAUGCUGCCGGUGGUGGGAAGCGGAGUCCCAGCGCUGCCGCCCCAGGUCUCUGCACUUUCUGCGUCGCUUCUUUGGGUCUUGUCCGUGCCCAGCACAGACCAUUGCUCUUCACAUCUCUCAUUCCAGACACAUCUGCAGCCUCUUCCCAGCUUGGUGGUCCCCAGGAAAUUCCCUCUGGCAGGAGGGUGCAGCUCUGGUCUGAUUACCUCAACGUCCCCUUGCACCCCAAGAGCCUCUUUGUGCUCCGUCAGUACCUGCACGAUGGGGACUGUGGUUGUCUAGAAGCCUUUGGACAAGGUGAAAGCCUCCUGCAGGACCAGGGCUGUGUAGAGGAGCUGGAGGAUCGUCUGCACUUCUAUGCUGAGGAGUGUGAUCACCUGCAGGGUUUCCAGGUCCUCUGUGACCUCCACAAUGGAUUCUCUGGAGUUGGUGCCAAGGUGACAGAACUGCUCCACGAUGAGUACUCAGGCAAAGGAAUCCUGACCUGGGGCUUGACUCCAGUCAUGAGUGAUGGAGGAGACCGUCAGAAGAAUUUUUACAGACUGCUGAACACAGCCCUGGGGAUCGUUCACCUCUCCACUCACAGCUCACUCUUUUGCCCUCUGUCUCUCAGUGGGAGCCUGGGAAUCAGGCCACAACCUCCUGUCAGCUUCCCCUACAUAAACUGUGAUGCAUCACUGAACUACCACAGCAGUGCAGUGCUGGCAGCAGCUCUCGACACCCUCACAGCUCCCUACCGGCUCUGCUCCUCUCAGGGCUCCAUGAUGCACCUGGCUGAGUCCCUCAACUUCUCUGGCAGAAAGGUGGUAGCUGCCUGGGCUGCUGUCCCCUUCCCUGCCCUACCUGGCUGCUCCCUGGCAGAUGCUUUGUCUGCCUACCAGCAGGAUGUGCCCUGGCAGCUCCUCUCUUCCUGGAGGGAGCAGAAGGGCAGCUGCUGCUUUGCUCAGUCUGUUGUGCUACGAGGGAUUGGCAAAGCAAACAGCAGCAGCAGCCCCUACCCAGCAAAGCAGCCUCUGUCUGCACUGCACAGCUGUGGGAGCAGCCAGCAGGUUCUGCAGCACUACCUGCACACCAUCUUCCCUGGGGCAUUCAGCACAGCCCACGUGCUCCAGCAGCCCUGCAGCACUCUACCUCCAUACCCCCAAUUCUUUUCUCCUCUUCUGACCAAAGAAGGCUUCCUCCAGGACAAACCUUCCAGUUACCCCCCAGCAGCUGUGGAGAGUGUUCCUGUCCUGGCAGCCCUGCAGUCCUCCCCUGUGCUGCAGGCUCUGCUCCGCAGCCUGCACAGGGACCUGCAGAAGCUGAACCUGCGGCGCUGCCUCAGCUUCUUCUCUGCUGGGGUGGAGCAGGAGGACUUCCAGGAGGCCUUAGAGGAGCUGAGGACUCUCUCCCAGUGCUACGACCCAGGCCUGGGAGCUGAUGAGUCUGAAGAUGAAGCAGAUUCUGACUAACUCACCUUUAUUACCAGAGAGAGCAGAGGAAAGCUCUUCAGAGUGGCUUUGAAGGUGGCUCAGCUGCUGCUUUGCUUUGCAGCUCAGCACAAGCCUGGGACAAAGCCUGGCUGCAGCUGUCCAGGUUGUGUUGUAA
Molecule: messenger RNA, 2020 nt
Organism: Indicator indicator
Lineage: Eukaryota; Metazoa; Chordata; Aves; Piciformes; Indicatoridae
Gene: MSTO1
Product: misato mitochondrial distribution and morphology regulator 1
Exons: 14
Coding region: 1-1884 (627 amino acids)
Biological process (GO): mitochondrion distribution
Cellular component (GO): cytoplasm
Source: RefSeq, a predicted model, not a curated record